Molecule: messenger RNA, 945 nt
Organism: Penicillium malachiteum
Lineage: Eukaryota; Fungi; Ascomycota; Eurotiomycetes; Eurotiales; Aspergillaceae
Product: GILT family protein
Exons: 2
Coding region: 1-945 (314 amino acids)
Molecular function (GO): oxidoreductase activity, acting on a sulfur group of donors, disulfide as acceptor
Source: RefSeq, a predicted model, not a curated record
AUGGAGAAACUACCACUUCACACUGGGGAGACCCAAGGUGCCCCUAUAGUGCCAAAAUGGAUGACUCCAAGGCAGCGACCAAGCAGAGCGACUUUUUUGCGUCGUCUCUUCAUUGUUUUUUGUUUUCUAGGUGGCUACUACAUGCUGAUCCGACCACCACCAUCUACAGAUGUACCCUGCGCUGGAUGCGCGACUCCAGGGAGUGGGUACGUCCAGGAUCAGGACUAUCAACACAAAGAGGAACCGAGCGAAACACCCCAUCUUCCUAUCGCUGCUGAUUCGAAGAAGAUCCCCCUGGAGGCCCAUAUCAUGAGCAAGUGCCCCGAUGCUCAGGGCUGCAUGCAAAAACUGGUUCUUCCUGCCAUGGAGCAGAUUAGCGACAAGGUGGACUUUCAACUUUCUUUUAUUGCAAGUGUAUCUAAAGAGACCUCUGAUAUCCAAUGCAUGCACGGACCAGCUGAAUGCAUCGGUAACAUGCUGAUGCUAUGCGCCGCCAACCUGCCCUUCCCUCCCACAGAAGACAAGUCGCUCCUCCCGAACACAUAUCCUCGAACCCCCAUCAUUCGAUCAUUAGGGUUUGCAAACUGCCUUAUGAAUGACUACCCUCGAAUUCCAGCCCGGGAGCUUGUUCUUCAAUGCGCUUUGGAACACGGUAUUGAUUUCGACGCGCUGAAUACUUGCGCCAGCCAACAAGAUGAUAAUCCUGACAACAACCCUGGUCAUGGAUUGUACGGAUCUUCCCUUAGUGGAAUCGCUCUUCUACGCGAGAGUGCCCUGCACAGUGAGCGUCUUGAUGUCCAUACCAGUUGUACUGUGCGUGUGGAUGAUCAAGUCUGGUGUGUUCAUGAUGGCGGCCAGUGGAAAGAUUGUGUUCAUAAUGGAACUGGCAGCAAACCUGGAGUAUUGAUUGAUGAGAUCAACCGACUCUGGGAUCAAAGGAACUAA